CCGGCCUUUAUUUACACAAUGUAUUGAAUGCUCCAGAAUUUCCCCGUACAACGUCAUCAAGAACAUACAGUUUCCGGUUGAACUUAUACAUUGUUCCCCAACAAACCAUAGACAUUCAACACUUGCGAAACUCGAGCACAAAACAUGGCGGAUAGACACGCUCGUAACCCUCACCGUGGGGGCGCGAGAGACUACAGCGACAGAGACAGACACGGCAGAGACAACCGCGAGCGAGACCGAGAUCAGGACCGUAGCCGUGGUCGGGGAGGAGGUAGGGGUGGCCGAGACGAUCGAGAUAGAGACAGCCGAAGAUACAGGUCCCGAUCCAGAGACAGGCAUGGUCGUGACCAUGACCGUAACCGCAGGCGCUCGCGCUCCCCGGUUCGCGACAGAGAUGGGCACGAUCGACGCGACGACUGGGCCAGAGACGGAGGUAGAGGAGGCCGGCGUGGCGGUCCUAAAGACUCUCGCCGUGAUCGAGGUGACGUCGAUAAGGAUAGUAUGAGCAAACCAGACAGAGACAGAAAUAUCCGCCGCUCAGCCUCACCGCUCCGAGAGCCAGAACCACACGUGAAAUCUCCACGGAGUCCCAUACAAGCAGCAGCGCACGACGAUCACCGUCUUUCGAUAAGGUCGAAAUCUGAGAACGUCCCAGCUGCUACGACACCGGCACCGGCACCCGUGUCGUUCAAGGUCAAGGGACACGACCAACGUCGACCCGACAGCACACAUGUGGAGGAGCAGCACCAGGCGUCCCGAGAGCGGACAGAAGAGCACGAAGAGGAACAUGUUUCGAAGGGAAGGUUUGAUGCAGAUCCUAUGGACGAGGACGAGGAAGAAGACGUGAUUGUUGAGGACGAUGGCCUUGGAGACAUGGCUUCCAUGAUGGGCUUUGGCGGUUUUGGAACUACCAAGAACCAGAAGGUCAAGGGCAAUAAUGUUGGUGCAGUGCGGAAGGAGAAGAAGACAGAGUAUCGCCAGUACAUGAACCGUGUCGGCGGUUUCAACAGGCCCCUCAGCCCGAGUAGGUAGUGCUGAGGAGACAGGAUUGAGUGUAUCGCCCAAGAAGGAAAAGGCAUGGCAGGAGUCUCUGGGCAGUUUUGUUGAUUAUUAUUGUAUGGUAGGUCUGAUACCCAAAUAUCGUUCAUCGUUUCCACUUUGGCCUUGGUUUAGGGUCGUGUCGUCUCGAUAGCUUCUACCAGCUAUAGAACACAUCAGGAAACUUGGCAUCUCAUGCGCGCUCUUGCUGGAGAAAAAAAAAAGAAAGAAAAAGAAAAGAAUAGAAAAAUAAGAAGGACAUACAGACUUACAUAUAUUAAUGCCAUCUUGUACAGCUG
This is a messenger RNA of Neurospora crassa OR74A, 1337 nucleotides long. RefSeq lists its product as hypothetical. NCBI's taxonomy places the organism in Eukaryota, Fungi, Ascomycota, Sordariomycetes, Sordariales, Sordariaceae. The record is from RefSeq and is a predicted model, not a curated record. The coding region runs from base 145 to 1032 and encodes 295 amino acids. Gene Ontology annotation, cellular component: precatalytic spliceosome. The transcript is spliced from 2 exons. Gene Ontology annotation, biological process: RNA splicing.